AAGCCUGCACGCAGUGGCGUCCUCUCGCAUGAGUCGCGCGAUCGUCUGUUGUUAGUGCUGUAGGAAUCUAGCAAGAAACGACAAGACGUGUUGCCACCGUUGCAGUUACACCUGACACCAUGAGGGAACAUUCGAUAAAGCGAGGCUCUGACGACCUCUUGUCGCAGACGGGCGCAGUGAGCAAUGGCUCAGUAAUGAGUCCGCAGCCAAAUCAUGCGGACAACAACAAUGACGCCAAGAAGGUGAAACUGGACAAAAACAAUGGCAAACCGUCCAAGGUGAUACACAUCCGCAACAUCCCUAACGACGUGACAGAGGCCGAAAUCAUCCACUUGGGGAUACCAUUCGGUCGAGUCACCAAUGUGCUUGUCCUCAAAGGAAAGAAUCAGGCAUUCCUGGAGAUGGCUGACGAGGUCGCAGCGUCCACCAUGGUGAACUACUUCACAUCAUGUGUGGCACAACUUCGCGGCCGAGCAGUCUAUGUGCAGUUUUCCAACCACAAGGAACUCAAGACCGACCAGACGCAUUCCAACGCGAACGCGUCGGCACAGGCUGCGCUGCAGGCCGCUUCCGCCUUGUCUGGUCAGAACGAGACCCAAGGCGGACCAAACACAGUACUCCGUGUCAUCAUCGAGCACAUGGUCUAUCCAGUUACUCUAGAUGUGCUCUGUCAGAUUUUCACGAGAUUUGGCAAGGUUUUGAAGAUCGUCACUUUCACCAAAAACAAUACGUUCCAAGCUUUGAUUCAGUAUCCAGAUGUAAUCACAGCUCAAGCUGCCAAGCUGUCUUUGGAUGGUCAGAACAUUUACAACUCAUGCUGCACUCUUCGGAUUGAAUACUCGAAGCUAACAAGUUUAAAUGUGAAGUACAACAAUGACAAGAGUCGUGACUACACUAAUCCAAGCUUACCUACUGGAGAUCCUGGCCUUGAUGCAACACUGGCUUUGGGUGGUGAGCUGUUGCCACAGCUACUUCUAGGUGGUGCUGGUGGAGCUCGUCAUCGUGGAAUUGGUCAAGAUUCAGCUACAGCAGCUGCUGCCCGUCUCCCUCCACCAGGUGCUCCAGGUGUCCUGGCUUCACCAUUUGCAGCCAUGCAUGGUCUUGGCUCACCGCUUACCUCGCCGUAUGGCAACUCCGCAGUUGGAGGUCUGGGAGCAGCUGGGAUGCCUCUAGCUGGUUUCCAGAUGGCUGGUGCAGCAGCAACCACUGCUCUUGGUGGCGCUGGAAUUCGCUUGGCUGGCUCACUAAAUACUGGUGGAUGUGUACUGCUUGUCAGCAAUCUGAAUGAAGAGAUGGUCACGCCUGAAGCUCUCUUUACCCUAUUUGGUGUGUAUGGCGAUGUACAGCGUGUGAAGAUCUUGUACAAUAAAAAGGAUAGUGCCCUUAUUCAGAUGGCUGAACCACACCAAGCUCACUUGGCCAUGACACACUUGGAUAAAUUGAGGGUCUUCGGGAAGCAGAUACGUGUAAUGCCUUCUAAGCAUCAGACAGUUCAGCUGCCAAAGGAAGGACAACCAGAUGCUGGCCUUACAAAAGAUUUUACAAAUUCAGUUCUGCAUCGUUUUAAGAAACCUGGCUCCAAGAAUUAUCAGAACAUUUAUCCACCAUCACCAACGCUUCAUCUUUCCAACAUUCCCCCAACUGUUUCUGAAGAAGAAAUUAAAGAAGCUUUUACAAAGAAUGGCUUCACUGUGAAAGCAUUUAAAUUUUUCCCAAAGGAUCGUAAGAUGGCACUUAUACAGCUUCCUUCAGCUGAUGAUGCUGUUGCAGCUCUCAUUAAAAUGCACAAUUACCAGCUGAGUGAGUCCAAUCAUCUCCGAGUCUCGUUCUCAAAGUCCAACAUAUAAAUGCACCAAAAUGUAUUAUCUUCGAAAAUGUGUCUUGCGUGUGAAUUAAGAGGAAAUGCUGAAUUUAGGUGUACGAGCCUGAAUUUAAUGUGUGUGCUUUCAUACUUUGAUGGUACAUUGUAUUUAUCAGGGAAAGACGAUUCGCUAUUUUCAAAACAUUGCAUAGCAAAUGUAAGGAAAUGCAAUGAAGGGACAAUGAGUGUUAAUUGGAAAGUCAGUUUUUAAAACCUUACUGUAGGACAUAUGUUUUACUCAUGUCAAUUGAUCAUUAUUCUGCUACUCAUGAAUUAGAUGCACAGAAUUUAAUUUCUUCCCUUUAUAAAAUUAAAAACCACAAAUUAAUCAUGGAAGGAGUUGAGCACUUGAUAUUAAAGUGACAUAUUUUAAUAGCUGUGGUAUAACUUAAAACAUUUCAUUGAUGGUUGUAUAUCAUUUAUGUCCAACCAUUUCCUAUUUUCUUCCUACCCAUCAUUCUUUUGCACUAAUUCUUGUGUUUCACUGUUGGGUUCACAGCGGUCACUUUUUUGCUGUUUGUGUACAAUUAGAGUGAAACAGGGUUGGCUAGUUGAUAUACUUGUAGCCCAGUUAUUAAUAGUAAUACAACAAGGAUAGUGUUUCCUUAUGUGUAUACAUAUAUGUGUAUUGUCCAUUAUAUUCUUGAUACCCCUUUAUAUUACAAAGGUGACGGUUGUACUGAAAUUUGUUUCUGUUCAGCAUCAGAUGUUAUUGGACAGUGACUCUGACAUCUAUCUUUAUGCAUUUCUUUACUUUUCCAGUGAGGUCUCUGUCAGCAUUGUGUAAUAAGAUAUUACCUGAAACGGUAAGAGCUUUCCAGCAACAAUACUGGUAAUAAAAAGCUUAAUUUUGGUUCAUUUGUUGAUUUUUUUUUUUCACUUUUUAUGCAUCGAAGUAAUUUGCUGGUGUAAAAGUGUUUUUUCUGUGUCCUUCCUUAUUUUCUGUGUAAUCUAUCCUUCCAGUUUUGUUCUAAGUAUCAUAAGAAGUUGUACAACACAAAGAUUGCUAUGUUAGUGUACUGGUUCGGCAUGAUACAUUGUGUCUGGACAAAGUAACAAAUUUCAGUACGUGAUGCUCUAUACUUUCAAGUUUGCUAAGCUGUGCUGUGUAUUGUGUAACACUGUUGGUUUGUGUGGAAGGUACAUAAUAUUGCUCUGAAAAAACAGAGCAUCUCUUGCAAAUCAUCAUUGUCAAUCAGUUUUAUGUAUGAGUGUGUCUGGGAUUUUUGUGUUAUACCUUUAUAUGUUGCUGAAUGUCAGUUUUAUUUGCAACAGUAAACCACAAAAUAUGAAAGAGAAAGAGAGAGGGAAAGAAAGCAAGUGAAACCUACCUGACCUGUCCUGAGUUAUACACAAUAGCAGUUUACAAUAUGUGUAUGGUAUUUUGAUUUAAAGUUUGAAAAUUAUAGAAUGGUUACAAAAUUGUGUUAUGUGAUCAAAUUCAUAACAGUAAGUACAUAUUAUGUUUAAACGACAUAAUGGUGCGCUAAGAAGACAGCAUGUAAAGUCAGUGAAGGGUAUGUAAAUCACCUAGCCUGAUGAAUUGGAGUAAUAAAGCUAAUUUUUUUAAUGGCUGCUUGGAGACUAUUAUGUGCAGUAUUGAAAAUACUUAGUGUGCUUGUUUACGUAUGUAUGUGUAAAUUGAAUGCUAAUGCUGAUGGUAUUUUUUUUCCUUUGUGCCCAAGUCUUAAGUAAAAUUUUGUUAGAUUUAUUAUCUUGGAAGUGUCACAAAUUUCAGUGUCAGUAUUGCUAGUAAAUUUGAGGCAGAUAUCAUAUAUGUUUGAAAACAUUAUUUGUGAGUGUUCAGAGAGCAGUUUUAUAUUUUACAGUAAUUUUAAUGUAUAAAGAAAGAAGUUUUUACAUUUUUUGCACAUACUUUCUUUAACAAAUGUUGCUGCUGUUAAUAUUCUCUCGUGCUCAGUUGUGUUCUUUCACAAGUCUCCCUUAAACUAAUGGAGAUGAAGUAUCAUUCCAAGCAUCUGCAUACGUUUUUCGGAAUACUACAUGACUGUGUUCUGCAAUUGACUUACCUGCAGUUAGAACUGCAAAAUAAUUCAGUUGAGAAAUGCUUCAUAAAAAUUUUUAACUUGCUACAAUGUAUGUGGUAUUGUGAUGGGCCAGUUUGUUUAGAAUAGGAUUUGUUAGAUUUCUUAAUUUGCCAUGAACCGUUUGUAAAUGGCAGUCUGUUGUAAUUAGUUUAAAUGUUAGUAGCAUAGGUUUUUAUAAGUGGUCUGAGUUAUAUAUAUUCAAGAAUCUGAAAGAUGCGUAAAUGUCAUAAGUUGUUCAGGCUUUUUAUCUUCAUCCUCCCCGCGCUCCCCACCCCCAAUAUGUAUAAACUUAGUGAAAAAGGUUUGGGAGUAUUAAGAGUGGAAUGAGAUUUAGUUUUUACAGAGGCUGAAAAAUCGUGCAUUAUAUUGACAUAUAAAGACACUGUGUAGUAAA
This is a messenger RNA of Schistocerca nitens (vagrant locust), 4303 nucleotides long. It is a transcript of the gene heph, whose product is annotated as polypyrimidine tract-binding protein 1. Bases 120 to 1847 code for a protein of 575 amino acids. The record is from RefSeq and is a predicted model, not a curated record. Gene Ontology annotation, cellular component: nucleus. Gene Ontology annotation, biological process: regulation of RNA splicing; mRNA processing. Gene Ontology annotation, molecular function: mRNA binding. The transcript has 16 exons. NCBI's taxonomy places the organism in Eukaryota, Metazoa, Arthropoda, Insecta, Orthoptera, Acrididae.